Molecule: messenger RNA, 1637 nt
Organism: Glycine soja
Lineage: Eukaryota; Viridiplantae; Streptophyta; Magnoliopsida; Fabales; Fabaceae
Product: lipoyl synthase, chloroplastic-like
Exons: 7
Coding region: 258-1352 (364 amino acids)
Biological process (GO): lipoate biosynthetic process
Cellular component (GO): mitochondrion; chloroplast
Molecular function (GO): 4 iron, 4 sulfur cluster binding; lipoate synthase activity
Source: RefSeq, a predicted model, not a curated record
UCUUUGGAGGCAGGGUUUCAUCUGUUCUGUUCUGGCUCUUAUUUUCCAUUGUUUUGUUCAACUAUUUUCACUGACUUUGAUUAUUAUAUAUAAACCGAACCAAUCUCCAAAAAUCACAUUAACUUUGAAUUUCUUGACGGAGAAACCAAUGGCUACUGCUGCAACUACAACUACUGCCCCAGAUUUUAUUGAAUGAGAAGAGAAGAGAAUCUCCAAACCCAACACUUUGUUUGACAUUCCCAUUCAUUCAAGCUAAAAUGAUUCGUCAAUCUCUUUACACCCCUCCUUCCAUCACCUUCUCAACCCCAUCUCCAAAACGUCAUCGUUUCGCUCCUCCUAGUUGGAGAAUUCGAUGCGACGCGUCGUCGGUGUCGGUGGAGCAGAAGGUUGUUGGGCCUUACCCUGGUGGGCUGGGCCCACACACGGGUAGAGACCCAAACGCGAAGAAGCCAGAGUGGCUGAGGCAGAAAGCUCCUCAGGGCGAAAGGUUCCAAGAGAUUAAGGAAUCCUUGUCCCAUUUGAAGCUCAACACUGUCUGCGAGGAGGCACAGUGCCCCAACAUAGGAGAGUGUUGGAAUGGAGGUGGAGAUGGCAUUGCAACUGCGACAAUCAUGCUUCUUGGGGAUACUUGCACACGUGGGUGUAGGUUUUGUGCUGUGAAGACCAGCAGAAACCCUCCACCUGCUGAUCCUAUGGAACCGGAAAAUACUGCCAAGGCAAUUGCAAGUUGGGGCGUGGAUUAUAUUGUCUUAACAAGUGUGGAUCGUGAUGAUCUGCCUGAUGGAGGAAGUGGCCAUUUUGCUCAGACUGUCAAAGCUAUGAAGAAUCUCAAACCCGAGAUCAUGGUUGAGUGUUUAACUUCUGAUUUUCGGGGUGACCUGAAGGCUGUAGAAACUCUGGUUCACUCAGGUUUAGAUGUCUUUGCUCACAACAUUGAGACAGUCAAACGCCUCCAAAGAAUUGUUAGAGAUCCUAGGGCGGGGUAUGAGCAAAGCUUGUCAGUUCUAAAACAUGCAAAACAUAGCAAGGAGGGUAUGAUAACAAAAACUUCUAUAAUGCUGGGCCUUGGAGAAUCUGAUGAUGAGGUGAAGGAAGCAAUGGCUGAUUUAAGGGCCAUCGACGUUGAUAUUCUGACACUUGGUCAAUAUUUGCAGCCAACUCCCUUGCACUUAACUGUCAAAGAGUAUGUUACUCCUGAGAAGUUUGAUUUCUGGAAAGAAUAUGGGGAAUCUAUUGGUUUUCGUUACGUAGCUAGUGGUCCACUGGUGAGAUCUUCGUACAGGGCUGGGGAGCUGUUUGUCAAGACAAUGGUACGGGAAAAGACCAAGAAUGUUGCUGACUCGUUGUUAUGAUCUUUAGGUUCUGCGAUUAUGUAUAUUAGGCAACAACAACUGACGAGGUUUUGGCAUGUUCAUUGCUGAGGAGAAAAUGUGUGCGGGCAGAAAAUUCAAUACUUUUGAAGUCAAUCAGCUUUACGUAUUCUUUGAACCAGUAAUGUUUCUCAAUUUUAAUUCUUUAGUAAAAAUUGACAAUAUACGUAAGUUAAAUUGUGAUAGUGAAAAAAGAACAAAAAUUUCAAAAGCAUUAUAAAGCGAAAAUGAUAAUUGGUUUACUUAAAAGGAGGGUGUUUUCUCUUA